This is a messenger RNA of Pocillopora meandrina, 10994 nucleotides long. The record is from the annotation of a GenBank genome assembly. NCBI's taxonomy places the organism in Eukaryota, Metazoa, Cnidaria, Anthozoa, Scleractinia, Pocilloporidae.
AUGAAUGACCCUCAGAGGACUUGUAUUCUUCGGAAUGCAUGCCGAUUUAAAAUAGAACGAUGGCGGUUUUACGUUGUGGUAUUAUGGACAUUAUGUGUGUUUGGUCUUCAUCGUUGUUCCGUCAAUGCAUCGACAACAAAUUCCAUCUAUUUCAAUGUUACUGAAGGACUUCCAAUAGGAACAUAUGUCGGCAAUAUAGCAAACCAGCCAUACGACGUGGUAUUACACAUUCAACCUCAAGAUGACUUGAUCCUCGAUUCAGUCUCCAAGAACAUUACUACAAAAAUUGUUUUAGACCGCGAAAAGAUUUCGAGGUACUUUAUUGAUCUACUGAACCAUUCGCCGGUUCAAGUAACAAGUAUUUUUAUAAAUGUCUCUGACAUAAAUGACAACAUUCCAACCUUUCCCGUGAGUGUUUACGAUUUUGAAUUUUACGAAGGGAACCCUGUACUGGCGUACGUAAGAGCAAUCGACGACGAUCUUGGGUCAUAUGCGGUGCAAAACUACAGUAUUGUUUCUGGAAAUACAGAUAACAUGUUCGUUCUGACAGAAUACUUUGACAGUGACGGCCGUUUGAGAGCAAAAAUAGAAUUACAGCCUGGAAAACAACUCGAUAGGGAACAGCGCGAUUUGUUCAGUUUGAACGUGUCUGCCACGGAUGGCGGCACACCACCACAAACUGGCUUCGGCUUAGUCAAUAUUACUGUACUGGACUUGAAUGAUAACGAUCCUGUUUUUAACCCAAAAUAUUACACAGCUAACAUCACCGAAAACUCUAAAGCGUUCACAUCGAUAGUGGAAGUGUACGCCACUGACAAAGAUAUCGGCAGGUAUGGAAAAGUUUUGUAUUCUGUUAUUCAUGAUUCCAGCUCAGACCCUGACGGCUAUUUCACACUAUUAACUACUGAGAAAGGAGAAAUAGUAAAUGUUGCAAUCCUCGAUCGCGAGAAACAAGAUCGUUUCUCGCUUCGUGUGCGGGCACACAAUCCAGGCACUCUGGGAUAUCACAAACACGAUAUAGCUUUCGUAACGAUUAAUGUUCUGGACGAGAACGACAACCCUCCCGAGGUCACCUAUACAUUUUAUCUAGACGAUGCCUUUCAAGUUUAUGAGGAUGCCAGCCCUGGAACUAAAGUGGCACGCGUUUGGGUCUCUGAUAAAGAUGCUGGUAAAAAUGGGCAAAUUGAGUCUGUGACAAUUCAAGGUGGAAAUGGACAUUUAAGUAUUGCUUAUGAUGCAUUAAAUGAUGUUCACAUUAUUUCACUUGCUAAAGAAUUGGAUAGAGAAAAACAACCUACUUUUCCAGUUUACAUUUAUGCCAAAGACCGUGGCCAACCUCAACAAACCACACAGGAUGGAUUCAUCUUUAAUGUUGGAGACAUUAAUGAUAACCGUCCUAAAUUUGAUCAAGAUGUGUUUACUGCUGCAGUGUCAGAGAAUGCUACCAUUGGCACAAUUGUUUUGGUUGCUCGUGCAACGGACAAAGACAUAGGUUCAAAUGCCAAGUUAGUUUAUAAUAUUUCCUACAGUCCUCAAGCUGCUCCUUACAAAUCUUGGUUCCAAAUCAAUCAAGCUACUGGAGAGAUUCGCACAAGUGCAAGUCUGGAUCGAGAAAAAUUUCCUAGACUGGAGUUCCUCGUGACUGUCACAGACUCAGGUGUACCAGCUUUAGGUGCAAACUGUACCGUUAUUGUGAACAUUACUGAUGCUAAUGAUAACAAUCCUGUCUUUACAGAGGCUGUGUACUUUUCAACAGUUAAUGAGAAUUCAGCCAAUAAUACUUCUGUUGUGCAAGUUAUGGCAAAUGACAUUGAUAGCGGAAUUAAUGGUAUGGUGCUUUACUCCUUGGAAACUCAACCUAGGAGUGUUCCAUUUUCCAUAGAUCCAAACACUGGACUUGUUUCCUCUUCAGGACUAAUCGACUUUGAAGCUCAGUCACUUUACGUGGUGAAUGUUGUGGCCUCUGAUGGCGGAGGACGUUUUGAUAAAUCUAUUUUGAACAUUUCUGUGGUGGAUGAGAAUGAUAACUAUCCAGUUAUAAAUCCAACAACAUACAAUGUGUCAGUCUUUGAAAACCUGACCAUCAAUGAUGCCAUCGUAACAGUUUUGGCCAAAGAUAAUGAUAGUGGCAUCUUCUCACAAGUCAAUUUUGCUUUUUCAAAUGGGAACAAUGAUGGUAUCUUUUUCAUCAGUUCAUCCUCUGGGGUGAUUACUCUGAUAAAACCCCUUGAUCGAGAAACAAAGGACUUUCACCGACUUGAAGUUCAGGUUAUGGAUGGUGGUGGAUUGAAAUCUAAAAACUCAGCAGUUGUAGAAGUCACAGUUUUGGAUGUGAACGAUGAACCUCCUGCAUUUGAACCAAGUGCUUACAAAUUCACCAUAAUUGAAAACUCUGAUAUUAACUCAUUGCUAGGUUCAGUGUAUGCCUCAAGCAAAGACUUGGGGACAAAUGCUGACAUUUAUUAUUCAAUCAGUGGUGGUGACAUGCACAGAGUCUUUACCAUAAACUCAACUGGAACAAUUUUCACCCGAAGCAACAUUGACCAUGAAAGAAGUCCAGAAAUGUUGCUUACCAUUCAGGCAAAAGAUGGUGGUGUACCACCUCUUUAUGGCUUUGCAAAUGUCAGCGUGACAGUGAUUGAUAUUAAUGACAAUGCCCCUUCAUUUGAAAGCAGUGUAAUUGAUGUCAAUGUUCUGGAAGACACCAAAGUCGGAGAAGUUUUCUACAAUGUUACUGCAAAAGACCCUGACAGUGGUCUGUUUGGUCGUGUAAGAUACACUCUUCUGUUCAACCCUAACAGCACCUUCCAGGUGAAUGCUAGCACGGGUGCAUUGACACUGACUCACUCUAUCGACUUUGAGGGCCCAAGGCAUUAUAUGAUUAAAGUUUUGGCAGAAGAUGGUGGGUCCCCACCUUUGAAUACAACAGCUACCUUCAGAAUAACUGUCGUAGACGUGAACGACCACACUCCAGUAUUCUCUAACUCGUCCUACUCUGCACGUGUCGACGAACUUACUCCAGCUGGGACUGAUAUCUUAAAUGUAACAGCCACUGAUGCAGACACUGGUAACAAUGCAUGGAUCUCGUACAGCUUUCAGUCGGGUGUGGACACCAGUAUGUUUGGCUUGAGGUCCAAUGGAUGGCUCUACAUCACCAGAAAGUUAGACAGGGAGCAGCAAGAUGUUUAUCGAUUUAAAGUGGUCGCCACAGACAAAGGACGUAUUCCUAAAAGUUCGACAGCUGAUGUGGUAAUAUAUGUUGACGAUGUUAAUGACCACAAUCCCGAGUUUACUCAGCAGUCGUACAUAUUCUCUGUGGAUGAGAAUCAACCAAACAGAACAUUAGUUGGUCAGGUUCCUGCAUCAGACAAAGAUGCUGGUGCCAAUGCGAGGAUUUCAUACACUUUCGAGCCCCCAAGCGUCGAGUUUGUAAUUGAUCACAAUACAGGCAUCAUUAGAACUAAUCAAGUUUUAAAUCGAGAACAGCGCUCUUCUUACACGCUUAUGGUUAAAGCGAGAGACCACGGUGCGAGUCCUAGAACAGACUAUGCUAGCGUGACCGUUACGGUUCAAGAUUUGAACGAUAACGCGCCCACCUUUAAGAAACCGUUCUACGAGAAAGCUGUUCCGGAAGAUAUCCCCGUGGGGUCGUCUGUCCUAACUGUCGAAGCUUCUGAUCCAGACGUAGGCUCCAAUGGUAUGAUUAGCUACUUCUCUGCCAGUAAUCCCAGUGUGUUUACCAUAGAUGCCAAGACUGGUGUUAUCACCACUACAGCUCGAUUAGACCGUGAGAAACACGAGCGUUAUACGUUAAGCAUCGGCGCCAAAGACCAUGGAAAUCCUAAUCAAUCUCACGUCGUUUUCGUCACUAUUCAUGUGCUCGAUGUGAACGACAAUCCACCUCGCUUUGUAAACAACAGCAUCUUUGUAAAUAUACCCGAGAAGCAGGCCAUUGGAACUGUCGUGACUACCGUGACAGCCAAAGAUAAGGAUACCGGAAACAACGGCAAAGUGCGUUACGCCAUCGAUCAAGGUAACGGGGGAAAGGUGUUCGAAAUCAACGCAACUUCCGGUGUUAUCACCCUUCGCAAACAACUGGACUUCGAGAAAAAAAGCAAGUAUCAGCUCAGGAUUGAAGCACGCGAUCAGGGUCAGAACAGUCAGCGCAGCUACCUGUAUGUUACAGUGUACGUGCUAGAUUCGAACGACAACAGACCCACGUUCGAGAUGAACCCCGUGACCGUGCAGUUACGGGAAGGCGUGCCUCCGAACUCCAACGUAACCAUCAUUAAAGCUCAUGACUACGACUCGGGUCAGAACAGCUGGAUUCGAUAUUCAAUCGAUUCUCAGUCGCCAGGGCCCCCAAAAUUUAAAGUUGAUCCGUCGACAGGCGUCGUUCAGACCAUCGGAAGAAUCGAUCGCGAGGCAGUCGACGAGUACACUUUAAACAUCCGAGCCACCGAUCAGGCCUUUACAGAAUCCGAGCGUUUAUCGAGUACGUUGACGAUUUUCAUCAUCGUGAGCGAUGUCAAUGACAACAAGCCGACUUUUGUGUCGCCGAACGAGACGUUUGUGAUGGAAGACGAAGGCUUUCGCUACCCCGUCAUCACAAUCACCGCCAUAGAUGACGACCUAGGUAGCAAUGGUGAAGUGACGUACAAAAUAGAGAAUGAUGGGAAUGGCGAAAGCUUUAAAAAGUUUGCCCUGAAUGCGGACACGGGGCUGCUCGAGUUGCUGGGGACCUUGGACCACGAGACCACGCCCAAGUAUGUUCUUAACAUUUCUGUCACAGAUAAAGGCACUCCUCCCCGGUCCUCCUUCCAGCUGCUGACUGUUUUCGUUGUAGAUGUGAACGAUAAUGGACCGGAGUUUAACCAGAGCUUGUUCCUCGGCAACGUGAGCGAAAACCAGCCCGUGGGUACCCCUGUGAUGACGGUCAGCGCGUACGACCUCGACAGCGGAGAAAACGGUGCCUUGACCUACAGUAUUCCCAGAGGAAAUUUGAAUCACAAGUUCGCAAUUAAUGGCAGCAGUGGAGUGCUUUAUACGAAUUCGACGCUUGAUCGCGAGGAAAAAGACGAGUACACUCUCACUGUUUACGCUACGGACAACGUUUAUCCUCGUCGUGUGGGAACCUGCACAGUGAAAAUUAAAGUUCUUGACGUGAACGACCACAGGCCCGUUUUCAUUCCCUCUCGGCUUAAUUUGACUGUUUUAGAGCACACGGCCCCUUUCGAUUUUCACACGUUGAGAGCUCUAGAUUCUGAUAUUGGACAGAAUGGUCGCCUUCGCUACAUUAUUCAGCGUGGUAAUGAAGACGUGAAGUUUUCAGUUGGAGAGUUAACGGGUGUACUUUCGACAACAGGUCAGCUCGAUAGAGAAAUUAAAUCUCGGUACGAUUUAGUCAUAGAGGCAAGGAACGUCGUUGUUCCGUUUUAUAACUCCAGUAUUCACGUGACAAUUUUUGUUGGCGACAAAAAUGACAAUUCGCCAAAGUUUGCGAACACCUCUUACAGCUUAAACAUCCGAGAGCUUACCAAAAUCGGUACUUCUAUUCUCCGCGUGAAAGCCACUGACGGUGAUUCGGGAAAGAAUGGAGAAAUCACGUUUUCUUUAAGUACUGAAGCGCUGGGUAUUUUCCGUAUCGAUUCCAAAUCAGGAACUAUCUACACCUUGCAAGAAUUUGACUACUACACCAGGAACGUUUACAACUUUCUCUGCCGGGCAACGGAUAAAGGAGUGGCACCUAGAGAGACAUCGGUUGGAGUGACGGUGUCAAUCAUCGACGAGAAUAACCACGCCCCUGUGUUUGAGAAGAUACCUUACGAGGCUACUAUCGCAUCUGGUUCAUCUGUGACACAAAAUACCUUAGUGACAGUGCACGCUAAAGACAAAGAUUCUAGCUCAAUAACCCAUAUGACCUAUAGGCUUGCUAAUAGUUCGCAUCGGUUCUUUCAGCUAGAAAGUAACAGUGGAAAUGUGAGAGUUAAACCAGGUGUCUCUAAUAUACCCGACGGAGCUUAUGUUUUGAACAUCAUCGCUGAUGACGGUGGUAACUUGACCGGGAGAGGUAUUUUGGAAAUUAUAGUUGGAAGCGCCGCGGUCAACCGACCAAAAUUCGUCAACAGCACGCCAGUGUUCGUUUCCCUGCCUGAGAACAGCCCAAAGGGUCGCGAAGUGGCCCGAGUACUGGCAAAUCCAUCGAACGAUGUGGUGUACAGCAUAGUCGAUGGUAACAGUCGUAACGCUUUCCUUAUCAACGCCCAAAACGGCAUCAUGACAGUGCAAAACCCGGCCUACCUCGAUUUUGAAAGAUUGCGUUACUUCAGCCUUCGCAUCAUUGUGUCACGAAAGAGCCAACCGUCAAGAAAUGAUUACCUAACACUGCAAGUGAACCUAACGGAUGUAAACGACAACAAUCCAGUCUUUUAUCCCGCAAAUAUUUCUGUUCAACUGUCGGAGGAUGAUGCAUUGCAGUCCAGCAGUUUUACAUCAAGGACUGUGGCCAAUCUUUCUACAACAGACAAGGACUCUGGGAAAAACCAGGAAGUGACCUACAAGAUCAUUUUUGGGAACGUGGAUCGUAAGUUUGUCAUUGAUGCACAGCGUGGUGUACUUACUACCAAUGGUAUCCUUGAUCGCGAAAAGCACCCAGUUUACGAUUUGGUUGUUAACGCGACAGACAAGGGAACCCCAUCUAGGUCCAGUUUAAGCCAUGUGGUUGUCAACAUUGUCGAUGUCAACGAUAAUAUCCCAACAUUCUCAGGGCCGUAUUCAGUGAACGUUAACGAAGAUCUAAGAGUCGGGUCCCUCGUUAGGCGCGUGGCUGCCACUGACAAGGACAAACAUCCAAAUUUGAUGUAUUCUUUUGGCAACGACAAGACUAGUUAUGAUGUGUUUCGCAUCGAUCAGUUGACAGGAGAGAUAACCUUAUUGGAAUCUUUGGAUUACGAGCGUAACACGUCUUAUGAACUAAAUGUAACUUGUAGCGACGGCCGUUACAAGUCCCACACCACAGUGACUGUUAACGUGAAAGAUGUGAAUGACAAUGCUCCGAAGUUCUUGGAAAGCUCCUAUCAGGCCACACUUUCAGAAGAAACUGCCCAAGGUACGUCCAUCUUAAAAGUUAGCGCUGAAGACAAGGACGAUGGCUCAAACAGAGAACUGAGAUACGCGUUCGUGACCUCUCUAGACGUGUUCCGUAUAAAUGCUACCUCGGGUGUCAUCUACACGGCGAAAAAGAUCGAAACUAGUGAUCGAGAAUCGCUUUACUUCGUCGUGGUUUCGGCCAUUGACCGAGGGGUGCCUCAGCAGCGUGCUUUCGUAACGGUGCAAAUCCGAAUCAACCGAAAACCAAUGUUUAGGGAGCCAGCGUAUAAAAAGAGCAUUGCCGAAGACGCCCUACCUGGCACUACAGUUCUGACAGUCUCCGCCGCCGAUGACUCAGGAAUGAACGUAGCCAAGAUAAGUUACAAGUUUAAAUUUGGAAACUCAGAAGGUCUCUUCCGGAUCGGACUUCGAAGUGGAAUCAUCGAAGUGAGCAAAUUUGGCUUGGAUUAUGAAUCGGAAAAGAAUUACUUAAUGGGUGUUGAAGCGCGAGAUGAAAGCACAAACAAGAGUGUUGUUGUGGAGGUGAACAUUACUAUUACUGACGUCAAUGACAAUUCACCAGUCUUUGAUCCGACGGAAUAUGUCAAAGAAGUGUACGAAAAUGUAUCGAUCGGAACGACUCUUGUCCGAGUAAAUGCGACGGAUAAAGACUCCGGAGCCAAUGGGCGGCUGGUGUUUUCCAUCCUCUCAGGAAAUGACAAGCAGUCUUUUAGAAUAAACAGUAGGACUGGUGAAAUUGUUACGAUCACGAGUUUGGACUAUGAGAGUAUUAAGGAACAUAGAUUGUCGAUACAAGCCAGUGAUGAAGGUAAGCAAACUCAAAUCUUAGGUUUUAACGAUAAGUCUCUGAGGAGAGAUGAAAUUUGCAGCUUCACCGUGCAAUAAAAAAGAAAACGCCCUCCAAGUAAAACCUUACUUAAUACUUCGCCUAGUUUUUUAGAGGUGAUCAGCUGAGCAUAAGUAAGAAAAUUGCUUUUUCGACAAAGAGGCUAAAGAUCUAACUCAAUAAAUGAAGAUGUAACAAACUUCUUAACCCUUUCACUCCUAAGAUCCAAUUAGUAAUUCUCGCUACUAUCUGCCAUACAAUUCUUAUGAGUUUAGUUCGGAGAAUUUGGUAUUGGAUCACUACUGAAGUUCAGAUAUGUUCCUCACGGCUGGGAGACAAUCUCAAACCGUUUUCUUUUGUUUUUUCUUUAUGAACAUUUUUAGGUCUUAAGCCGAAGUCAAAGCUUGCAUCUGUGCGUAUCAAGAUACGCGACGUGAACGAUAACAAACCCGAAUUUCACAUACCAAAUCCCGAAGAUGUCGGAGUGGAAGAAAAUUCCCCCGUCGGAACAUUCUUUUACGAGCUUAACGCGAAAGACAGGGAUUCAGGCGAAAACAACGUCGUUAUGUACAGCAUCAUUGGAGGGAGUGGACAAGGUCUGUUUAUCAUCGAAAGCGACAGCGGAAGGCUCAGCACUAACGCUACUUUCAAUUACGAGGCUCGUAAUCUUUUCUGGCUGCUAGUCAAAGCCGUGGAUAAAGGGAAACCUCCUUUAGAUAACACGGUAAAUUUAACAGUGAACAUCAAAAGCGUGGACGAAUUUGAACCUACAUUUGAAAAGUCGAGCUAUGAGUUCAAAGAAGUUCCUGGAAACGCCAAAAUUGGUUACGUUGUCGGUCAGGUUGUCGCGUCCGACGAAGAUGACGGCGAAGAUGGCCGCUUGCGUUAUUCCUUCGACUUUGUCAGUUUAGAUGUGUUUGCGAUAAAUGAAACCACUGGAAUUAUCUUCGUCAACAAGUCGCUCAGUGAAGUGAACAACAAACGGCGAAAACGAAGAAGUGUCGAAGAAACCGAUGAUGUAUCGAUCGGAUCACGGAGGUUUCGAAGAGAGAUUGACGUGACAAAGGUCAAGCUUCGCGUGCAGGUAGACAGUGGUAAGCCAAACUCGUUCAAGGGGCUGGCAUCGGUAGAGUUUGGAAUUGAUUUUGCUUGCGCCGAAUGUGCAACUACGAAACAAAGAGGUGAUGGCGAUGACGAAGGAAUAUCCAAAAACACCUACAUCAUUAUUGGCCUAGCAAUCUUAGUAGUGGUAAUUUUGAUUGCUUUCAUCGUCAUGGCGGCCAUUAUUUUACGCAAGAAGAAGAAGAAAAGAAGUCGUCAGCAUCCUCGGUUGCGUUAUGAUGGUUCAUUCGAUGAGAUUACGGUGUAUUCAGCUCCAAAUGGGAAUAUCAACCACGUGGAUUCAUCCCUAGAGAAUGUUUCUACGCCUCGCGGUGUCUCUCAGGAAGGUUCGCCUCUGAACGGCCCGAGUGACUCACCGGCUUGUGGAACCGACUCUUCGGAUACACCGAAUAGCGCGUCGAGCGGCCGAGGUUCUUCAGAAGGCGUUGAUUUUGAAGACGGGCGUCAUCCGGUGAUCGUAAACGGAGAUAUUGGAAGUUUACACUCCGAGAAUUAUGUCAAAACUGUUGUGGGACCUGAUUCGGGAAUUCAGCAGGAUUCUGAUCAAGUUUCUCAACUUACAAUCAGCGACGCAAGUAGCAUGAUGCAAGGGGAAGGUUUGGCGAUUGAUAAACACUCGGACAAAAUCGAAAAAUUGCUGGCACGGCUUGGAAGUCAAGAAAGUCUCCAUGUCUUCGGCGAGGAAGGAGGUGGAGAAGCGGACGGCGGUGUUGACGUCAGCAAUUUACUUUACGCCAAGCUAGCCGAAGUCGACGCCGACGAAGAUGAAUCGAUUAUCGAUGGGAUGCGACCGUUUGUUGAAGAAGGACACGAUCAUCCUUCGUACGGUGGAUCGUUGAGUUCGAUUGUGGGCAGUCGGGAAGAGCUGACAGGAAGCUACAACUGGGAUUACCUUCUGGACUGGGGCCCGCAGUUCCAGCCGUUAGCGGAUGUUUUUCUUGAAAUUGGUAAAAUGAAGGACGAUGCACAUCCAAAGAAAACUGUGAGUUUAAGCUUGCCUUCGAGUCGUGAUUCCCGAAACCCUCCAACAGGGCUAGUAACAACGGACAUGCUUUCUUCGGUGUCUUCACUUCCGCGCUCACCCAUUAGUCCUCCUUCCACACGGUACACUUCCCCUGCAUUCUCACCGAACUUUACUCCGGCCAUUACGCCCUUAGUAACUCGUUCUCCUUCAGUUUCUCCUUUGGACACAGGAGCAUCAACCCCGGCAUUUUCUCCCACUUCAGGGACCACGCCCAAAUCCGGUUCUCGGCCGUCCUCGAUGCACGUACCUGUACUGCACCUGCGCAGAGACUCGCACGAUGGAUCAAACUCAGACUUGACUCAUUCGCCGUCCAUAUCAGACAAUGAAUCUAAUUUAGAAAUCGAUGUAUAGCGAAUUUAUUUUGUAAAGAUAUCGUAUUAUAACUUUGCGCUCUGGAAGGCUCCUCUUGCAAUUUCGACAUCAUAUGCUAUUUUUUACGAUAAAGGAAAUUCAUAUCUUGGUUUUAUUCAUAUGCAUAAACUUUUAAUAAUGAACCUGACAGUGAUUUCAAGAGCUCUUUGAUGUGAGAAAUCGUUGCGUUUUUAAAUUUUUCAGCAGACAUGUACUUCUGGAGGUUCAAGUUGCGGUAGAUUCUCGCCUUACAAAACAUUUAAUAUCGUAUAAUAUAUUGUGCAGUGUUGCCAUCUUGGUUUUAUUCAUAUAGAGAACUUUUUUAUAAUUUAACCUGACAGUUAUUUUGAGAGCUCUUUAAUGCGAGAAAUCUUUGUGUUUUUAAAGUUUGCAGCAGACAUGUACUUCUGUAGGUUUUUUGUUGCGAAGAUCUUCACUCCACAAAACAUUUCAUAUCGUAUAAUAUAAAGUGCAGAGUUCUUUCUAUUUUUGUACAUAAAGAAAUUCUGCGCUGUUUUUUUUUUAAAGAAAAUUUCCUAUAAUGUUUAUAAUUACGGAGCG